Messenger RNA from Wallemia mellicola CBS 633.66, 3462 nucleotides. RefSeq lists its product as hypothetical. The transcript is spliced from 4 exons. The record is from RefSeq and is a predicted model, not a curated record. Bases 118 to 1830 code for a protein of 570 amino acids. Gene Ontology annotation, biological process: intracellular iron ion homeostasis; iron ion transport; copper ion import. NCBI's taxonomy places the organism in Eukaryota, Fungi, Basidiomycota, Wallemiomycetes, Wallemiales, Wallemiaceae. Gene Ontology annotation, molecular function: ferric-chelate reductase activity. Gene Ontology annotation, cellular component: plasma membrane.
AGCCGGAAUCCUUCAUUCAUACCAAACCACAUUCCUUUGGAUAUUCAAAGCUCAGUGAUACGCGCCGGUCGCAACUAGCUCUAACAAAUUAACUGCAAGAACAACAGAAGUAGGAAAAUGAAACUUCCAGAAGAACAUUCAAUCUAUUUACAAGCUUUCUUUGGUGGUAUGAUUGUCGUGGCUUUCCUCGCUCGUUUACCCGCCAUGAUUAACUGGGUUAUUGCUGGUGGUAUACAGCGUGCUACGUUCCUCCACAAGGGUGAAAUUGAUGGCCCAGGUGCAUACCCGUACUCUAUCGUCGCAAAGUCCCCCUUUCCAAACAGUCAAAAAUCAAAACCAAACAUUUUCGAGCGCUCAAUCAAUCAAAUAACGCCUACAGCGCACACGCCUUUGCCUGGUUUGUCACUUACAGCUGGACAGGCUUUCGUUUUCGCUUUAGCCACUGCCGCCAGCAUCUUCGUUUUUGCCUACGGUCCUACAAACCCAAUUGAGAACCCAGGCAGAGCUGGUUGGGCUGCAGUAGCUGUCACACCUGCCGUAACAGCUUUGGCCUUCAAAAACUCAAUUGUUGGUACUAUGGGUGGAUGGGGAUACGAGAAGCUCAACAAAUUGCAUCGUCUUCUAGGAAGAUUGUCAGUCUUGUUUGGGCUUUUACACACAGCUGGAUACGCACAUAUAUUCUCACAACACAAUACGGUUGCAUCUAGUUUGGCAAAGCCUAUGAACCAAGCUGGUAUUUUUGCUAUCAUCGGUAUGCUUCUCACUGCUGUAUUCUCGAUUCCAUGGUGCAGAACUCACUUCUACAAUGUUUUCUGGCAUUGUCAUUGGAUCGGCUAUUGGAUGUACCUCAUAGCUAUAAUGAUUCACUGGAAAUCAACCCAACCGUUCAUUAUACCAUGCAUUGUCGCAUACGGCAUUGAUUGCGCUAUGCGCUUUGCGAGAUCUAGAUCACGUUUAGCUGAAAUUACUCCACACCCAGCAGCUGGAUACACCACUAUCACAAUCCCUGACCUCCGCGGUGGAUGGGAAGCAGGACAGCACGUCUACGUCCGCGUUCAAGAACUCGGUGGAAAAUUUUUCGGUUUGGGCAACCUCAUUGAAAAGCACCCAAUCUCUAUCGCGAGCGCUAUUGGUGGUAGUGAUGGUCUUAGACUUAUCAUUCGCAGUAAUGGUGACUGGAGUAGUCGUGUUUUGGCACUCGCACAAAGGAAGCAAAAUGAGAUUACCUACGGCUCUGAAAAAGGUAACGAUAGUGUCCCAACUGCGGCAGUCUCAGUUGAAGGUCCUUACGGUGGACCAUUUUAUACGUCGUUCGGUAAAUCCGGUCACGUUCUUUUCCUUGCUGCCGGUUCUGGUCUUGCUUUCGUACUCUCUUGCGCUGAAGAUCUGGUCAAGCAGAGCAGAGGUGGACAUUGUCGUGCCACCACUUGUCAAGUUAUUUGGAUCGUCAGGGAUGUUGCAACAUACCAAGUUUUCCAUGAAGAAUUGAUGACACUCCUCGUUGCCGGAUCACUUGUUCCACUCGAUCUAACAGUUAAGGUUUACAUAACGAGACAUGUUAACAGCGCUGGCGUCAGCUCUGACGAUCUCAACUAUCUCUUACCACACAGGGAUGGUGAGAUUAUUGCAAAGAGACCGUCAAUUGCAGCCAUCAUUGAAGAUACCGUUUUCAUGGCCAAAGAUAGGAAUUGUACUUAUGGUCUCAUGGUUGGUAUUUGUGGACCACCAUCUACCGUAAGAUCAUGCAGAGCUGCCAUUGGUGGUGUUGAUCCAAGAUACCUGAAAGAAAUUGGUGGUGUACGCGAACACUGCGAAACUUUCGGUUGGUAAACACAAAACUGAUUAUAGUGGCUAGCGGGCCGGAAUACCUCUUUUGAUAUUAUCUUUACAUCUGAGUUGUUUUCAAUAUUUCUCAUUCUUUCACUGUUUUCAUUAUAUUUGUACACAAGAUAUGCAUAUAGUGCAGCGCACUAACUGAUAUUCGAUGGAAAUGAUUAUCUAAUAAAUAUUACUACUAAUAUAACAAAAAACAUAAUGAAAAUAAAUAUAAACUAAAGUCCCAUGAGAUUGUCUGGCGCGAUGUUGAGCGCUGUUUGACAAGUCUCGUCAUUUUGAUGUUCAAGUGCGUUCAAUGGCCAAAGUUCAUCAGUGUAUUGUUGCCAAGUCGUUAAGUUUGGAUUCAUGUAAGCGUCAAUAUGGCGGUUAAUAUAAUCGCUAGUUGGCAUAUCUGGUGGGUCACAGCCGACGUUACGCUCACCAACAGGUUGAUAAACGCGUACCCAAUCAACUGACAUUAUUGAAGGGAAUAUGAGCUCAUCCCAGUCAAUGUCACCAAAGUUGUUCGAUAUACCUUGGUUAAUAAGUAUGUACAUUGGUUCCUCCGGUAUAGUUCUUUGUCCAAUUUCUGUGAUUGGAUCUGGACCAAUGGCACCCGCUUUGACGCUCCAUCUAACUUCGUCGCUAACUGACCAUUUUAUGUCACCAUCGGCACCUGGAUGAUACUCGAAACCAUACUCAUCAUAGCAUCCAGAUUCGAAUUGAUAACAUUCUUGGUUUGUACGUAUAACACCACUAACGGAUUGUUGGAAAACACUUCCAUGGUAACCGUUCACUUCGUCAGUUUCAGGGUGUGUCAAUACAGCCAAAUCAGAUGUGUUGUCGUAAAGAUAGAAACUGUUAAAUGGUGCGAAUUGACCAGACAUUGAGAGGUGACCCAUACGCGUAGAUUGAUCUACUUGUGCUUCAAGAAUAUCGAUUUCAGGUGCAGAUCUACCUUUUAAGGUACCGUCUUCAUGCUUUGGUCCAGGGUGAUCUUGAUCAUCGCAUGUGCAUCUGGAUAAACGUUGUCCAGGGAGGUAAGAAACUGAGUAAUCAUACGCCCAAUCACCAUUGGUACGUGACUCAGGUGGAUAUACACCAAGUGAUUGGUUCUUGAGAGUACCGACAUCGCAGCUAUCAUAACUGUAUGGCCACAUUCCGUCUAGACUGGCACCAUAACCAGCACGACCGAGGUUACCCAUAGUCCAGAAAGCUGGCCAGAGACCCCAGACGUCUGAUGAACCUGGAAGUUGUACUGAUGCUGAAAUGUAUCCACCUGUGAAACAGAAUUUGUUCCAACUUGUCAAAAUUCCUCCUUCAUAUUCGAGAUCGUGACUGGCUACUUCAUCGAGUGUUAUUCUAAGUGCACCACCUUCGGUUGUUACUUGACGUGGGGAGUACCAUUCAAGAUUGUUUGUUCCCCAAUAGUGCAGAUCUCCAGCUUCCCAAAAUGGAUCUUCACCAGGGUAGAAUGUCCGUCCGUCGAUGUUAAAUUCGUCGGAGAAAACGAGCUCAUAGUCUUUACCGUCGUAACCUACUCUAGUGCGUGCUUCUUCCGGUGUGUCAGGGUCAACUAAGCCACGAUGGCCACUAAUGGCAGCUAUCUGACCAGUUGAAUUGAUAAAACCAAUAUUAUAUCCGCCU